Messenger RNA from Cylicocyclus nassatus, 408 nucleotides. The record is from the annotation of a GenBank genome assembly. NCBI's taxonomy places the organism in Eukaryota, Metazoa, Nematoda, Chromadorea, Rhabditida, Strongylidae.
AUGGUCGAGUUUACGAAGAACACUGCACUUAAUGAUGCGCAGCUGUUCAAUGCAGACGAGAUGGCGAAAAUAGCUCUCACUUACCAAGGCCUAUUCCCUGGAAUAGAGUCUUUCAGAUACGGCUACAGAGUUAGGGAAGUGAAUCCAGAUCCAGUACAGUUCUUCACUAGUUUUAUUACGCAGUACCAAGAAAAGAUACUAAAGUUUCCCACUUUGGAUGCUGGUAAUGGAACUUUUGUGUUGCCUUUCGGCUGCAAUUGGAAUCGUGCAGAAGUCCACUGUGUUUUUGUGACCGAAAACUUCUUCAGUUUCGUGCUUCAGCUUGCGCAGCUUGGAAAUAGACCACUAAAGAAACCAAACGAGAUAUUUUCGUCAGAACUGCUCAAAUUAAUAGGCGAUUUAGCAUAA